CUCUUUUUCCAUUUUGUUGCAGCUGCCUUUCGUUCACAAAUCGAGAAGACAUACACCACACGCUCACCCACUAUUCUGAAUCUAUCGGUCCUCAAGCUCACUGCUACUCCUUCACGCGUUCACGCGUCGCCACUUCUCAGCCUCGCGGCUCCUUUACAGUUUAUUGUGGAAUCAUGGGUCGGAAAGCUGGAGCCAUGUACAUUAACCCAAAGAAAUAUGGCUCUCUAGCAAAACCUUGCAUGAAGGAAAUGAUAACUUAUCUAAAUUGCUUGUCCCUUAAUCAAGUAAAUGAUGAGAAAUGUGUUCGGCAAAAGGAACUCUUGGGUGCCUGUAUGGAAGCUCAGACUACCAACAAAAGAAAGUCUUGGGGAAGCAUUAAUUACCACCUUCAGAGGCUUAACCGUGGAAGGAAGUAGAUUUAACUUGGAAUCAUUAGUGAGAUUCAUGAAUUCACUAGCAAUGCACCAGAAGAAGCUGAUUGGGUAUCCUAGCACAAAAUGUUGAAAUAUCAUUUUAAUGCAUUUCUCUGUAUUCCUGAUAGAAAGUUUCGAAGAAAUUUAAUAUAUUUUCAUCUUUGUGCUGGCUUC
Manihot esculenta (cassava) is the source of this 587-nucleotide messenger RNA. RefSeq lists its product as uncharacterized. The coding region runs from base 174 to 416 and encodes 80 amino acids. The record is from RefSeq and is a predicted model, not a curated record. The transcript has 3 exons. NCBI's taxonomy places the organism in Eukaryota, Viridiplantae, Streptophyta, Magnoliopsida, Malpighiales, Euphorbiaceae. Gene Ontology annotation, biological process: mitochondrial translation. Gene Ontology annotation, molecular function: structural constituent of ribosome.